AGGCCGCCCUAUGAAGAGCACGCGUUGAUGGCGCGCUGGCUCGUGCACGAAACCACCUGGGGUGUCCUGUCAACCUUGGACCAAGACACUGGCGAGCCCGUUGGGGGUGUGGUCUCGCACAGUGACGGGCCCCGCAACAGCCCGCGCGGCCGCCUGUUCUUCUACGUCACCCCCAUGGACGAGCUCACUCAGAACGUCAUGGCGGUAGCCAGCAGCAGCGCCGCGUGGGGUCAGCCCUGCGGUGGACUGGACCCCGAGGACCCCGCGUGCGCCCGGGCCACCCUGCUGGGGCGGAUGCAGCCGGUGGCGGCGGAGGACCGGGAGGAGGCGCAGGCCGCCUUGUUUUCCCGGCACCCCCGGAUGGCCGACUGGCCCGCAGACCACCACUUCAAGUUCUUCGAGCUGCAGGUGGAGGAGGUCCACCUGCUGGACUGGUACGGUGGUAUGGCGAUCAUCAGCGGGGAGGACUAUUACGCAGCGCUGGAGGCAGAUGAGUUAUGA
Messenger RNA from Volvox carteri f. nagariensis, 501 nucleotides. RefSeq lists its product as uncharacterized. The annotation marks the transcript as partial. The transcript has 4 exons. NCBI's taxonomy places the organism in Eukaryota, Viridiplantae, Chlorophyta, Chlorophyceae, Chlamydomonadales, Volvocaceae. The record is from RefSeq and is a predicted model, not a curated record.